Molecule: messenger RNA, 969 nt
Organism: Gloeophyllum trabeum ATCC 11539
Lineage: Eukaryota; Fungi; Basidiomycota; Agaricomycetes; Gloeophyllales; Gloeophyllaceae
Exons: 5
Coding region: 152-892 (246 amino acids)
Source: RefSeq, a predicted model, not a curated record
GAAACAACCAUAUAUCGUCCGUUGCUAUUCUUACGGCUCUCUUGUUUUCGCGAUCAAGGGAGUUCUCACCGACCUUUCUUGCGAGUUAACGUCCAUGUACACAUCCUCCGGGCCAUAGUGGGUGAAACGUCCGUGUACUCUAGCGGUAGAUAUGACCCGGUUUACUUGUCUUUGGUUCUGGUGCGCUUUCCUGGUUCUCUCAGUCGUACCCCAAUGGAUCCAAUACCCCCCGGACGGACACGCCACUAUGACCCACUACACCAUGCCUUCCAACUACAUCGCUGCCUGCGGGUGCACUACGGAUAGCGAGAAGUACCCCACAGCUGCUAUGAGCCAAUAUGCGUUCGGCAGCAGCACCUCGUAUGGCCCUGGAUGCGGACGUUGCUUCAAUUUGACACUAUUGAAUACCUUCAUGUCCAAUCCGCCUUUCUAUCCUUCGGUUACGAAGAGCGUGGUUGUGAAAGUUACGGACCUGUGCCCGCUCGGAGGAGCUGGAUGGUGUUCAGCGACCGCCAACAAGCCGAAUGCUGGUGGAGCAUAUAUCAAUUUUGAUCUCAUGUACCCGUCUUCCGCUAUACCAGACAAUUUCUUCCCGUCGAAUGCUUCAUAUUACGGGUAUACCGACUUCGGUGUCUGGAACGUUAGUUACCAAGCUGUGUCUUGUACGGAAUGGUCUGGGUAUAAGAAUGCCGCGGCGCUAGGCAGCGUCACCAGCUUAGGAAGCGGAGCUUGCUGUCCAGCGAACCCUACGGACAGUACCAAUGACACAUGUCCAUCCUACUCGCAGCAGAAUGGAAUACCGCCAGAUACCCACACCAAUUGGGCAUACCCGACAUCUAUACCCUAUAUAUCUUGGUUAUCUGUUUUAGGGGGGUUAUUUUUGUCGCUUUAGAGACUAGGUCCUGGAUUUUAUGGAUGGGAACUGUAUGCAUGCUCAAUUGACGGUCAAUGCACGGUGUUGCAAUUCGG